Molecule: messenger RNA, 1383 nt
Organism: Empidonax traillii (willow flycatcher)
Lineage: Eukaryota; Metazoa; Chordata; Aves; Passeriformes; Tyrannidae
Product: fructose-1,6-bisphosphatase isozyme 2
Exons: 7
Coding region: 91-1113 (340 amino acids)
Biological process (GO): fructose 1,6-bisphosphate metabolic process; gluconeogenesis; sucrose biosynthetic process
Cellular component (GO): cytosol; cytoplasm
Molecular function (GO): fructose 1,6-bisphosphate 1-phosphatase activity
Source: RefSeq, a predicted model, not a curated record
CCUCAAAAUAAAACAGCUCCCCAGGACCUCAACACAGCAAGAGAGCAUCUUGUCUGGCUGAGCAGAUAAGAACUCUGCUACCUGGUAAAAAUGACUGACAAAACCCCCUUCGAAACAGAUAUGCUGACUCUCACGCGAUUUGUUAUGGAAAAGGGACGUCGUGUGAAAGGAGCAACAGGAGAGCUGACACAGCUGCUCAACUCCAUGCUGACUGCCAUAAAGGCCAUUUCCUCUGCUGUCAGAAAGGCAGGCCUUGCUCACAUGUUUGGUAUAGCUGGCACUGUGAACGUGACCGGUGAUGAGGUGAAGAAGCUGGAUGUAUUAUCCAACUCCCUGGUGAUUAAUAUGCUCCAGUCCUCCUACAGUACCUGUGUCCUUGUCACAGAGGAGAACAAGGAGGCCAUCAUCACUCCGAAAGACAAGCAGGGCAAAUAUGUGGUUUGCUUUGACCCCCUUGAUGGUUCAUCCAAUAUAGACUGCUUGGCACCUAUAGGAACUAUAUUUGCUAUCUACAAAAAGGAAACAGAUGAUGAGCCCUCUGAAAAAGAUGCUUUACAGCCCGGACGUAAUAUUGUUGCUGCAGGUUAUGCCUUGUAUGGUAGUGCUACACUGGUUGCCCUCUCCACAGGGCAAGGAGUUGACUGCUUCAUGCUCGAUCCGGGUCUUGGUGAAUUUAUUUUGGUGGACAGAGAUGUUAAAAUCAAGCAGAAGGGGAAGGUGUACAGUCUCAAUGAAGGUUAUGCAAAAUAUUUUGAUCCUGCAAUGACAGAAUAUUUGCAAAAGAAGAAAUUCCCUGAGGAUGGCAGUUCCCCAUAUGGUGCCAGGUAUGUGGGCUCCAUGGUAGCUGAUGUUCACCGUACAUUGAUGUAUGGUGGGAUCUUCAUGUAUCCUGCUAAUAAGAAGAGUCCUAAAGGAAAGCUCCGACUCCUCUAUGAAUGCAACCCUAUGGCUUUCAUCAUUGAGCAGGCGGGUGGGAUUGCAACUACAGGCACAGAAGCAGUGUUGGAUGUGAAACCUGAGAAUAUUCAUCAGAGAGUUCCUCUUAUACUUGGCUCUCCAGAUGACGUGCAAGAAUACCUUGCUUGUGUACAGAAACACAAGAAGAGCAGCUAAAGGCUUUUCCACAUCAGACCUUGAUCAUGCAUUUUUUCAGUCUGUAAGAAAAGCCAUACAUUUCAAGAUGGUGGAUUCUAGCAAUUAACACAGUGAAAGUUCCGCUUUAUGAGAACAAGAAAAAAAAAAUUGUUGAUGGGAAAAAAGGUAACAAUUUAAUUUCUCCUUGUAGGCAAAGGUAAAAAUUCUUUUACUCUGAUUUAUGCAGUGCAAAUAUAGAGAUGGAGUCCUGAUUUCCAAACAGAAACUAAUUUAUAUAAUAGUAACAAA